UUUAGUUCAUUGUGAAACGUUCAAAAUUGUCUCCUCUUCAGUUUGGACAAAAUUUCAAAAUUUUAUGUAAGUUUUUUUGGUAUUUCGUAUUUGGCGUUUUCAAAAUUUGCAAUAGAAAUUGUGCCAAUUAAAUAAGUUAAAAUGUUUCAACUCACACGUCAUUUGAAAAUACCUCUAUCAGUUGUUAGCAAAUUGGGACUCAGUUUAAUGGACAGGAAGCCAAUAAUUGCUCCAUUAGUCUGCAAUAUGCACUCCUUACUGUUGAGUCCUAGUUUCGGAACAUCAAGCUGUUCCACCAAACCACCAAAGCGGCUUAAGAGUUGUAAGAAGCAAAAGUGUGAGAAGGUGGAUAAGCCCCCGUGCAAGCCGAAAUACGAUGCCGCGAAAAAAUUUAAAUGUAAAACUCUUGAAGAUCACAAACCCCCUCCGAAAAAGAGUAAGAAGAAGAAAAUUAAGUCGAUGUGGUUGAAUCCUCCGUGUUGUAUUGUACAGUGUGUAAUGCCUGAUCGCAGCGAUGUACAUUACUAUCGACCAAUCAACUACCUAAAGCGUAAGUAUAAAAAGACUUGGAUAAGCUGCCAAAGGGUACCACCUAAACCACGGUGCCUGCCUGUCAAGUUCAUAUAUCCAACACCGAAAAGGCGAACAUUUAAGAGGAAGAAGGGUGCCAAAAAAUCAGGUUGCGAUAGAGAACUGACAAAGUUUGCAGAGACUUUAAUGCCAUGCAGAAAGCCCAAGUCAAAAGCUAAAUGCCCUAAAAUCACUUUGGAAGGUUGCAGGGGAGUUCGUGUCCCACCCAGAUGCUUCAAAACACGAGUACCUCUUGAUUGCGAAAAAGUUUAUUGCCCGUGGCCUAGCUUUUCGGAAUGUGACCAUCCUAAACUAAGAGAACUACCACCUUCAGAAUGUCUUUGUUUAUCGGGAGCUUCUUUAUGCAUUUUAUAUAGGUAUCUUAAUGCCAUGAGUAAUGCCAAGCACUAAAUGAAUUGCUACUGCUAGCGCAUAUGGCCUAAUACCUUUUGUAGAACUACAUUAGGACAUCAGAUAAUGACAUCAAUCGGACAUCGAACUGAAAAUUUUUUCAACCUUUGGGUUGAAAUCAAAAACCACACCUUUGAAAUGGUUCUAUGAGGCUAUGGAGGGAUGUUACUGGAGGUAUGAAUUUCUGCAGGCAAUACAAAUUUAGAUGGUGUGUUGACUUCAUGUGUUCAUGUGCAAAUUUACAAUUGAAAUCACCAAGUCCAACAAUUGUCCAGCAAUAGAGUUUGGAACGUUUCAAGAAGUCUAAAUGUGAAGUCAAUUUUCAAACCUCAAAGCACCCCUGCAUUCUUCAAUGGCGUGUGAAUUUUCACAUCUCGUGUAAAAGGACAGACAUGUGUCUUACAUCUAGACAUAUUAAACGCAAACAUUUAACUUAUUUAAAACAAUUUCUACACUGCAUACAAUAGAAUAAAAUUUCUUGAUUUCAGUAA
Molecule: messenger RNA, 1472 nt
Organism: Teleopsis dalmanni
Lineage: Eukaryota; Metazoa; Arthropoda; Insecta; Diptera; Diopsidae
Exons: 1
Coding region: 142-981 (279 amino acids)
Source: RefSeq, a predicted model, not a curated record